GAUCCUGUUCGUUUCCUGUUCGACUGUUUUCAUGCCCUUGAAAUAUGUCGUCCUUUCGACUGUCGUAGGCGUAGCACGCAAAGAAUCCCUUUCCACGAUUCUCCGGCCGAAGCAACAAAUUACGUGCAAACGAUAAACGAAAACCAUCUGAUUUAUCGUAAAACGCAUUAUCCUUUGGCAUGCACUGAAGCGACGACCUGGAAAUUUCGCCAAUCGUGAACGAUGUUGGUUGAGAAAAUAGGUUACGCGACGAUCAUAUAUUGGGGUUACAAACUGUCCCGAGACAUAAUAUACAAACUGUAUAAGAACUUUUUCACAACGUCGACCAUCGAUUUGUAUUCGAUGGGUAAAUGGGCAGUUAUCACCGGUUGUUCCCAUGGUAUAGGAAAAGCUUACGCGGAGGCGCUCGCUAAAAUAGGGUUAAACGUGAUACUCGUAAGCCCGGACACCGAAAACUUGAAAAAGAUCGCCAGUAACAUCGAGAUGAUGUACAACGUGAAGACGAAAGUGAUCAAACUAGAUAUCUCGGAAGGUUUGGAAACAUACAAAGUGAUCGAAAAAGAAAUAUUCGGUUUGGAGAUCGGUGUGUUGAUAAACAAUCUCGGUAUGUCGUAUCCACAUCCGGAAUAUUUCCUUGAUCUGCCGCACAAAGAGAAGAUCUAUAUGAGUAUCGUGCACUGUAACGUCGUUAUUGUUACAAAUAUGUGUCGUAUUUUGUUACCGCAAAUGGUCGUCAGAGGAAAAGGAGUAAUUGUGAAUGUUGCCUCGGUGGUGGCCGUAUUGCCGAGUCCUCUUUUAACCGUGUUCGCGGCUACCAAAGCGUACAUUGUGAAAUUUACCAGAGAUCUGCAGAUCGAGUACGCGAGACACGGCAUAAUCGUGCAAUGCUUAUUACCUGGAACAGUCACGAAUCAUACAACAGACUCGCCGAGAGCAGGGUGGAUGGUACCGACGCCGGAAAAAUACGUACAGAGCGCUAUAAAAACAAUAGGGAAAGAAAACGUGACAACAGGAUUCUUGCAUCACUCCAUUCUGAUCGGAAUAAUUAAAUUCACUUACCGAUUGUCGCCCAAUUUCAUUAUCGUAUGGAUGAUCAAUAUUAUGGAAGGGAAUCGGAAUAAUGCGCUACGUCGAUACAUCGGAUGA
Messenger RNA from Colletes gigas, 1146 nucleotides. RefSeq names its product very-long-chain 3-oxoacyl-CoA reductase-like. NCBI's taxonomy places the organism in Eukaryota, Metazoa, Arthropoda, Insecta, Hymenoptera, Colletidae. Gene Ontology annotation, cellular component: endoplasmic reticulum. Gene Ontology annotation, molecular function: oxidoreductase activity. The transcript has a single exon. Bases 223 to 1146 code for a protein of 307 amino acids. The record is from RefSeq and is a predicted model, not a curated record.